GGCGGUAAUGCACCAUAACGUUGGAUGCCAACCGCCGAUAAACACCACUGAAGAAGAAGAAAAAGGAAAAAGAAGAAGGGAUAUUUGUAGCAAGUUACCUGUUUAGUGAGGGAUAAUGGGUCGCCACACCUCUGACAGCGAGGAGGACAGCCGUAGCAGGAGGAAGAAGAAGGAGAAGCACAGACGGCGCUCCUCUUCCUCCAGCUCCUCUGGCAGCCGGGUGACCAGCCGCAGCAAGAGGUCCAGCAGACGCAGCCGCUCGCGGAGCCGCUCCAGAGAGAGAGACAGGAGACGCAGGCGGCGGUCCAGCAGCAGCUCGUCCCACGGCUCGUCUCGCAGGAGGAGGAGUCGUAGUGGAGAUAGGGACCGAGGCAGGAACAACCGCUCCCGUAGGUCACGCAGCCGCACCCGCAGGUCUCGUGAGCGACGGCGGUCUCGCAGCAGGAGCAGUGGCCGGUCCAGCCGCAAGAAGAGCCGCAGCCACAGCCGAGACCACAGCAGGCGGAAGGGGCGCGACAAAGACAAGGAGAAGGGCAGAGACAAUGGCAGGGACCGAGACAAGGACAGAGCCAAGGACAAAGACAAGAGACCCGACAAACAAGAGGACAGCACCUGCAUCAAAGCAGCAUUAGAACAUCUGACACCUGCAGAACAGGCCAGGGCUCGACUCCAGCUGGUGCUCCAGGCUGCAGCUAAAACCGAUGAGGUGCUGAAAGCCAAGGAGAGGAAGGACGAGGAGGCCAAGAAGAUGAAGAUGGAAG
This is a messenger RNA of Salvelinus fontinalis (brook trout), 761 nucleotides long. Its product is annotated as serine/Arginine-related protein 53-like. Gene Ontology annotation, cellular component: nucleus; cytoplasm. NCBI's taxonomy places the organism in Eukaryota, Metazoa, Chordata, Actinopteri, Salmoniformes, Salmonidae. The record is from RefSeq and is a predicted model, not a curated record. Gene Ontology annotation, biological process: alternative mRNA splicing, via spliceosome.